AUGACAAGCAGCACUUGGAAGAACAUUGCGCUGGACCAAUUCGCUCGAAAGCUUGGGUCCACUUCUACCGAAGUAUCGUCGGUUGCGCUGGGAGGCAAGAUCCUAUCCUUCAGCGACGAAUGGUUUGCUCCCGCAUCCGAUCUGCUCAAAGUGAGUGACAGACAGAAGAGCAUCGUCUCGAAGUCGACUCGCGCGUUGGAUGCGCCCAGCAAGCGCAAGCGCUGACCGUUCACGUCGUGAUCAGGUGGAGGCUGCCCCGAGCCUCAAGGGACAAUUCGGACCCAAGGGAGCUCUCUUUUCGGGCUGGGAAACUCGAAGACACAAUCCUACAUUCGACUGGGUCAUUCUGCGUCUAGGCCCAGCAGCCGGUGCUCAGAUACUCGGAGUAGAUGUCGACACGGCUUGGUUCAAUGGUAAUGAGGCGCCCGAAGUCGAAGUGUGGGCAUUGCACCUCGAUGAGAAUCAGCCUGUCGAGGAAUCCGACAGCAGAGUAAGCUUGCAUUGUGUCGAAUCCUGUUUGACACGAGCCCAGUCUUACUGACAAUCGUGUUCGCAUCCUUCAGUGGGUUUCAUUGCUUCAUCGAGUUCCUUGCGGUCCAUCAGCGCGUCAUCUCUGGAUCACACCGGACGAAAAGCCUACGGAGCAGGUCUUUACGCACAUCAAGCUGCGAAUGAUUCCAGACGGAGGUAUUGCUCGAUUUCGUGUGUAUGGUACAAUCACUGCGCCACCACUUGGCCAAGGCUUUGAGGAGCAGACCCCUACUCAUGCUGAGCCGUCGGUUGAGGCUCUGAACCUGAGCUCGCUCGAUUUGGCCCACGUGCUCAACGGCGGCAGAGUCGUCUUGUGCGUAAAACAUCCUCGCAGUACGACGAAGAUCAGUUGCUGAACUGUACCAUUUUAUCUUUUUUCAGUACGAGCGAUCAACACUUCGGCAUUGGGCCUAAUGUCUUGCUCCCCGGUCGAGGAAAGGACAUGGGCGAUGGAUGGGAGACCAAGCGCUCCCGCACACCAGAACACAAAGAUUGGUUGAUCAUUCAACUGUAAGUGUCUCGCUUUCUGUGUGACUUCCCUCCGUAUACAAAUUUACACGCCGUGGGGCUCUUUCCAAGGGCGGAAUCUGCAUACUUGUCAUACGCCGAAAUCGACACUCUUCACUUUCUCGGCAACUUUCCCGAAUCUGUUGCGCUGCAUGGAUUGGCACUCGCACCUGGCGCCCAACUCCCAACAGCUUUCGAGCAAGGCGACUGGGACGAGCUAGUGCCGAGGUCCAAGACGGGCCCUCACAAGAAGCACUUCUUCCCCAUCAAGUCCUCUGCUGACUCGAUCGCUGCAAAGGCUAAAGCAUACACACACGUACGUGUAGCCAUGUUUCCGGAUGGCGGGAUCAAACGGAUUCGACUGAUUGGCCGAAGAGCAAAGCACUUGGCGGAUUGGCCAGAAGACAAGGUCUUGCCUGAGAUCGCCUUGCCCAUCGAGUCCGAGACGAGCGGUCGUGAGAAAGAGCUGCCCGCUGCUCCUGCACCGCUCCAUGCUGCAAGCUCCUCCAACACCCCUCUUCAGAUUCCGGUCGAGGCAUUGACUACUGAGAACUAUGCAGCGUACGGAUCGGUCGUGGAACAUCCUUCACAGACAUCAUCCUCUCACAUGCUAGGCUCCACAGCAGGCACAGCUUUCAAGCAGGUGAAUCAAGGCACAGCUGAAAAGUACGUCGAUCAAUCUUUGGUGGUCUCCACUUAUCCUCAAGAAUCGAAAGCUGAGACUGCGAUUCAUACGUACCGAUGCUACCCUCAUCCAGCGCUCGAGAGUAGCUCUGGCCAAUUCUUUGAUGUGAAGCUGCUAGAGAGACAUAGGUACACUACGCAGGCUUUUUUACCUCUUGGCACUGGAGAAGAUCAGGCGUACCUGGUCAUUGUCGCUUUGAACGGAAAAGGUGAGCAAAGCUUGUGAUGAUGCCCUGCACUGCGCUGCGUGUGAUGAGCGUGUCAAGCUGAGGGUGAACUUUGUCCCGACUUUGUGCUCGAGCAGACGAUACGCCGGACCUCUCUACACUCAAGGCUUACUUGGUAUUCGGAUCGACAGGUAUCACUUAUGCCCCCGGAGUUUGGCAUCAUCCAAUGGUCGUCCUUCCCUCCUUCUCUGCGCCUCAAAAACCCAUCGACUUUGCGGUCGUAGUCAACGAAAGCAAGAUCCAUCCCCAGCUAGACUGCGAUGAGCAUCACUGGAAAGAGUCGAACCCUGCUUGUCGAAUACUUGUUAUGUAG
This is a messenger RNA of Ceraceosorus bombacis, 2262 nucleotides long. NCBI's taxonomy places the organism in Eukaryota, Fungi, Basidiomycota, Exobasidiomycetes, Ceraceosorales, Ceraceosoraceae. The record is from the annotation of a GenBank genome assembly.